Messenger RNA from Lachancea dasiensis, 1578 nucleotides. NCBI's taxonomy places the organism in Eukaryota, Fungi, Ascomycota, Saccharomycetes, Saccharomycetales, Saccharomycetaceae. The record is from the annotation of a GenBank genome assembly.
AUGUCCACUGCAAGUACAUCUUAUCACGGCUCCGCGCAAGACGAGAACGGACUGCGCGAGGUCCACAAGAAGGAUGAAUUUGUCGUCACCGAGACAGACAAGAGUUCCGACGGCAAGCCCGAGGUCAGGCUGAGGAAACAAUUCUCGCUUUGGUCGAUUUUGGGCGUCGGCUUUGGCCUUACCAACUCGUGGUUCGGUAUUUCCGUAUCAAUGGUCACCGGGAUCUCAUCAGGAGGUCCGAUGAUGAUCGUGUACGGUAUCAUCAUUAUUGCAUUGAUCUCUGUCUGUAUUGCUGUGUCCCUAGGAGAACUGUCGUCGGCAUUUCCUCAUGCUGGUGGCCAGUUUUGGUGGUCUUUGAAGCUCGCUCCUCCCAAAUACAAGCGGUUUGCAGCCUACAUCUGUGGUUCGCUCGCUUACGCUGGCUCCGUAUUCACCAGUGCGUCUACCACGCUGUCGGUAGCCACAGAACUCGUGGGCAUGUAUGCGCUGGUUCACCCUGAUUUUGUCGUCAAGAGAUGGCACGUAUUUGUUUGCUUCCAGUGUCUGCAUGUUUUGCUGAUGCUGUUCAACUGCUAUGGGAGAUCGCUAGCGAUUGUUUCAGCCAGCGCGCUAUACAUCUCGCUAUUCUCUUUCUUUACCAUUACUGUUACUGUUUUGGCCUGCUCUCAUGGCAACUACAAUGACGCCAAGUUUGUAUUUGCCACAUUUUUCAACGAAACUGGAUGGAAGAACAGUGGGAUCGCGUUUAUCGUUGGUUUGAUCAACCCUGCAUGGUCGUUCUCGUGUCUCGAUUGCGCUACGCACAUGGCGUUUGAAGUGGAGAGGCCCGAACGUGUAAUUCCUAUUGCAAUUUUGGGAACAGUCGCCAUUGGGUUCGUCACCUCUUUUUGUUACGUUAUUGCCAUGUUUUUCUCCUUACACAAUCUCUCGGCCAUAAGCAGCUCUAACACAGGCGCUCCGAUCUUGGAUAUAUACUUCCAAGCACUCGGAAAUAAGGCUGGCGCACUAGUGCUCGGUUCUUUGGUGUUACUGACGUCGUUUGGGUGCGUCAUUUCGUGCCACACCUGGCAAGCAAGAUUGUGCUGGUCCUUCGCCAGAGAUGAGGGGUUGCCCUUUUCUCGUAUUUGGGCGAGGGUGGAUCCUAAGUUGAAGAUCCCCUUGAAUGCUCAUUUGAUGUCUGGUGUCUUGAUUACCUUGUUGGGCGUUCUGUAUUUGGCCUCUACUACCGCUUUCAACUCCCUAGUCACCGGGUGUAUCAUGUUCCUGUUGCUUUCCUACGUGGUUCCUGUAAUUUGCCUGAUUAUUAAGAAGCGGGACAUCAAGACCGGUCCAUUUUGGCUAGGGAGGUUUGGUUUAUUUUGCAAUAUUGUGUUGCUAGGCUGGACUUUGUUUUCUCUAGUAUUCUUUUGCUUCCCAUUCGUCAUGCCUGCCGAUAAAGACAAUAUGAACUACGCCUCCGUGUGCAUCGUGGGCUAUAUCUCAUUCGCUCUGUUAUACUGGGUUUUGAAGGCUCGUCAUGAGUUCCAUGCGGUGGAGGAAGAGAUUGCCGAAGCCAAUGAUCCAUAUUUGAUCGAGUAG